Didymodactylos carnosus is the source of this 239-nucleotide messenger RNA. The record is from the annotation of a GenBank genome assembly. NCBI's taxonomy places the organism in Eukaryota, Metazoa, Rotifera, Eurotatoria, Philodinida, Philodinidae.
CGUAGACGUAACCGUAUCGAAAUGCUGUUAACAACUGACCAGCGUAUACCAUGUGUCGACAUCCAAAUCCGCACAUUUGUUCAAGCAACUUAGUCGCAAUUUUAACUGGACAUUAAUACUAUUGGUGAGUAUAUUUAGCUAUUGGCGUGAAAUAAUUUUACAAAACGGGAUUUCUUUUUGUUUUUGUAGAACAAAAGCGAAUUGAUCAUAAUGAUCGUUUAAAACAUUAUCGUAGUUAG